Molecule: messenger RNA, 752 nt
Organism: Olea europaea var. sylvestris
Lineage: Eukaryota; Viridiplantae; Streptophyta; Magnoliopsida; Lamiales; Oleaceae
Product: probable WRKY transcription factor 50
Exons: 2
Coding region: 320-712 (130 amino acids)
Biological process (GO): regulation of DNA-templated transcription
Molecular function (GO): DNA-binding transcription factor activity; sequence-specific DNA binding
Source: RefSeq, a predicted model, not a curated record
CAGUCAUGGGAUCAAACCAUAAUUUGGGCGAAGCGGUCUGUCCAGAAAACACAGUCGGCAGAAGUCAACCAUAACAUUCCCCAAAUUCUUUUUCUUAUUAUAAAUUUGCAUCAUGAUCUGACGUUUGGCAAUUCUUGGACCGAACACGAAUAAAUAAAUUUCUUAGCCACCUGUCCAAAUCAGUGAAGAAUCAACUGCGAAACUUCGUUCAACGUCCGAGGAAGGCUGCUGGUACAUCCCCCUACGCCACCCCACAAAUGGAGGUCUGAAACAAACAUGUAUAUAUGGAGACCUGAAAGAACAUUUAGGUCAUAUAAACAUGGCUGAGAAUUAUCCCAACACAAACGUGCCUGGUUCGAGCAUGGACCCAUGUAACUUCCAGAUGAAUUUUGAGCAUUCAGAUUUCUUCGAAUUCACUGACCGGAAGCUGGACGAUCUAGAACUUAUCGUCUCCGGUUAUCCCGAAAGCCAGAACUAUGACGCGGUUAAUUUCGGGGGAAGUAGCAGCUACCAUGAAGAUCCCAACGGCACAUCAGGAGGUGCUAGAAGUGGCAGGGCGAAUAAAGAAGUAACAGAGAAGGUUGCUUUUAAAACCAGGUCAGAAAUUGAGAUACUUGAUGAUGGCUUCAAGUGGAGGAAGUAUGGAAAAAAGAUGGUGAAAAACAACCCAAAUCCCAGGUGCAUAAUUAUCCUACAUUUUUUUUUCUCCUAGCAUGUUUAUUCAUUGUACACUCGUGUUUGGCUUUUCUCAU